Messenger RNA from Cydia amplana, 1860 nucleotides. It is a transcript of the gene Syn1, whose product is annotated as beta-1-syntrophin. The transcript is spliced from 7 exons. Gene Ontology annotation, molecular function: protein binding; structural molecule activity. NCBI's taxonomy places the organism in Eukaryota, Metazoa, Arthropoda, Insecta, Lepidoptera, Tortricidae. Gene Ontology annotation, cellular component: dystrophin-associated glycoprotein complex; intracellular anatomical structure. The record is from RefSeq and is a predicted model, not a curated record. The coding region runs from base 237 to 1781 and encodes 514 amino acids.
AUUAAUAAAACGAGUACGAGAACGUAUGUAUUGGAGUACCCAGAAUGACAAGUUUGUGUUGUAUAUUGAUUGUGCAAUGAAAAUGUAUUACGAAUUGUUUACAAUAUAUUAAUAUUCUGUUAUGUAUUAAUUAAUUGCAAAGAAAAUGGGACGAGGACUAUGAACUAAGUACGUGCUCAUUUGUGCAUUCAGUUUUGCGUAGUUUGUUGCACAUCAUAACAUAGCUGAUUAUAAUAAUGGUUGAGAACGGCGGUUCGAGCGGGGGCAGCGACAGCCCUAACGCGACUUGCGGGCGGUCGGGUCUGCUGGAGACGUUGGUGCGCGGGGUGUGGUACCGGGUGCACUGCUCCCUGGAGGACGACUACUUCAGCGUGUGCCUGGACGACGGGUACGAUGCGACGACAACUCUCAAUGGCACCCUCAACAAUAACAAUGUCGAAACACCCAACAGUGACUUCACGGAAGUGCCGGAAGCGAUCGCGAAUCAAAAACGACUAGUGCAAGUGGUUAAAUCUGACAAUAAUGGGCUUGGAAUAUCAAUUAAAGGUGGAAUAGAAAACAAUAUGCCCAUAUUAAUAUCAAAAAUAUUCAAAGGUAUGGCAGCAGACCUGACUGAACAGUUGUAUGUUGGUGAUGCUAUCUUGUCGGUCAAUGGAGAGGAUCUUAAGGAUGCUACACAUGAAGAAGCUGUUAAGGCCCUGAAAAGAGCCGGCAAAAUGGUUCAGUUGGAAGUGAAGUACCUUCGCGAAGUGACCCCAUACUUCCGGAAAGCGUCAAUCAUAAGCGAGGUGGGCUGGGAGCUGCAGCGCGGCUACAUGGCGGAGGCGCCGCCGUCGCCGCCCUCGCCGCGCCGCCGCCGCGCCGACACGCGCUACGUGCCGCUGUUGAUGGCCUGCGUGGCCAAGAAUCUACGCCAUCACGACCCAGAGGACCGCACGAUCGAGGUGUACUCGCCGGACGGCGUGCACUCGCUGGCGCUGCGCGCGGGCGACGCGGCGGGCGCGCUGGGCUGGCACCGCGCGCUGCACGCGGCGGCGCGGCGGGCGGCGCGCGCGGCGCUGGCGCGGGCGCGGCCCAGCCUGCGCGCGCUGCUCGGCGACGUGCGCUACGCGGGCUGGCUGGCGCGCCGCCCCGCCAUGGACCACGUCAGCGCUUCUGGGGGUUCCGAUAGUUCCGAUGAAGCCGAGGGAUGGCAGCCCACCUUUGUAGCUAUCACGGACCGAGAAUUAAGGUUGUACGAGGCGGCGCCUUGGUCGGCGGAGGCGUGGAUGGCGGCGGGCGAGGCGCUGGGGCUGGCGGCCACGCGGCUGGCGUGGUGGCGGCGCGGCGCGCACGCGGCGGCGCUGGGCGUGCGCGCGGGCACGGCGGCCGGGCUGGCCGUGCGCGCGCUGCGCGCCGACACGCCGCACGACCUGGCCGCCGUCGCCGGCGCGCUCGUCGACGGCGCGCACCGCGCCGUGCGCGCGCAGCCCGAGUUCACCUUCCGUUGCCGGUUCCGGGGCGUGUGCGCGCGGCUGUCGCUGGGCGCGGGCGGCGUGUGCGUGUGGGAGGCGGCGGGCUCGCUGGGCCGCGGCGGCGCGCGCGCGCUCUACCGCCGCCCGCUGCACGCGCUCAAGGCCUCCGCCGACGACGACCGCUCCGCGCUGUGGCUGCACUUCACGGACGACGACACCGUGGAGUUGGACAUGGAGGGCAGCCCGAAGCCGGCCGUGUUCAUCCUGCACAACCUGCUGUCGGCGCGCGUGCACGCGCUGCCCGAGGACUCGGCGCAGCCGCUAUAACCACACCGCUAAACAUCUGUGAGUCACUCCCACUAUUACCAACCUAUUCCACCGGCGGGGCGGCUAUUCUGUACUACGC